Molecule: messenger RNA, 1774 nt
Organism: Quercus robur (English oak)
Lineage: Eukaryota; Viridiplantae; Streptophyta; Magnoliopsida; Fagales; Fagaceae
Product: high mobility group B protein 10-like
Exons: 7
Coding region: 36-1256 (406 amino acids)
Molecular function (GO): DNA binding
Source: RefSeq, a predicted model, not a curated record
UAUGCACUGAAAGUCUUAAGAAUUUCACUUGAGGAAUGGUGAAGAAGAAGAAGAAGAAGCUGCAUAGAAUUGUUGAUAUUGAAAGGAUGAACAACAUGCAAAGUGAAAACAAGAAGAGGGUAUCAGCAAAGGGCAAGAUCAACGGCUCACAAUGGUCUGAUGAUAGUGUUAAUCGUGGCAAAGGAAAACAAAAACAGUACCCCAUGCAGCUGCAGGUUGACUCUGCAGAGAGUUUCUACAACAGACUCAAUGAGCUGUAUGAGUCUUGGGGGCUGAACCUAGUCUUUAAUGCAAGAGAAACAAUGUUGGACUUGCAUCUCUUUUACAAAGAAGUGACUGUUAGGGGAGGAUUUCAUCUGUAUGAACUUGUUCAAGACCAUCUCCCCUUGCUGCCCCUCGGCUCUGCCUUUGAAGGCCAUGUAAUUAUGUUAAGAAUGAAUUUACAAGACAAGGUUACUAAGGAUAGGAGAUGGGAUGAAGUUGCGUUUGCUCUUAAAUUGGAAGGAAACAAUAUGAAGUUUCAUACUCAACUUCAAAUACUUUAUGCACUUUUUCUGUACAAGUUUGAGCUAACUUACUUCUAUAGGGAACCAGCAAAAGCAGCUAGAGCUUCAGAUUGCUCAGGAAUGAAGCGGAAGAGUGGGGACAAUUUAUUUGAUUUUACAACUAUUGAAGAUAAUGUAGUGAUGAAGAAGAUGUGCAAGGACAAUGCUUUUCCAUUGUUGCCAGGUCCUAGAACUGCAGAGCCAAAACUGUCCCCACAGACGCCAUCCAAAAACAAAGAGACAAAGAAACGUCCAGGUGCUCAACGGGGGCUAAGGACUGCAUAUCACAUCUUCAUGAAGGAGGAAUGUACUCGACUAAGGACUUUUCAUGGGGACAGUUUCAAGCGCCAAAAUGUCCGAGAAAUGGCACUUAUUGCAUGGAGAAGCCUCUCCGAGAAGGAGCGACAGCCAUAUAUCGACGAAAGUAUGAAAGAAAGGGAAAGAGUGAAAGAAAUGGCUGCCUUCAAAGAAAGGGAAAAAAUGAAAGAAAUGGCAGCCUUCAGCGAUUGCCAGAACCUGCAAAUUACAAAGACUCAUGAGACUUGCCUGGAUGGUGACUACCAUGUGACUUUGGAAACUGAGGUAGAGAACUUCCUUGUGCCUGAUGAAUCAACUGUCAACUUGGCCAUUACAAUGAUGAAUGACCCUAUACUUCAGAUUGACUGCUUUGGGUCUCUCGACGUACCAGCUGAAGGAUCCAAUUUGCUCUAGAGCUUCAGUUUGUGGAGUUUCUUUUGUGAUGGGGGAAGGUGCCCUAUAUAAAUUAGAAGAUGGGUACUUGUACUGUUUGUACUAUCGUACAUGCAUCCUUCUUUGGUCUGUCUUUUGCAUAUAGUAGUGUUUUCUUUUGGAGCUUUUGAAUAUGUGUACAUGUUUCCCAUUGGCCAUAUGAGCUUCCAUCAUUAUCUUUUUUUGUUUAGGCAGCAGCUAAAAGAGUAGAAGUGCAUUACAGACCCUCCACUUGUAUCAAUUUUGUAUCAGUCAAAGUUGUUUUAGUUGACCUACACAAUUUUUUUUUUCAAUCUUUUGGUUUCCUUGGAGAAAUUCGUGAACAGAAAUGCUAAACAUGUUCACUUUCUUAUGCUGAAAUCAUGCUGUCAAGGACGCAGUGGUAGUCUUGGAAAAAUCAUGCACUUAAUUAAGCCCUUCUGCCAUUAUGUUUCAGGCUGGAGCAAUAUUUUCUCAAUUUGUCUUGUUAGCAUGAUUCAGUUCAUGAAAUGAAUAGUGAA